AUGAAUCCAAGUCCCCCGUUAACCGGAGGCGAGACAGCUGAACCACCAGGAGAAAUGGCAACUGGUUCUGUCCAGCCAAUGGAAAUCGACGCACCGUCUAAUGGACAACUAGUAUCAUCUUCUGAAGGAUCUGAAGAUCUCCCGAAUGGAUCUGUACCAGUGGCCACUAAGGAAGCGGUCACGUCUUCUGAAGAUGUGACGACCAAUGACUCUGAGAUCGUUGUUGUUGAUGGUGCCACGUCAUCUGAAAGUUCUGAAGAUUCGAAGAAGUCAAAUGGAUCCGGAGUUGUGGCUAUCGAUGAUUUGAAGAAGGAUGAGAGCCCAAUGCCUUCUGAAAAUGCGAUGACGAAUGGAUCUGAUCGUGUAUCUGUUGAAGAGUCUACUGGUGGAUCUGAUGUGAUGGUAUCUAAUGGAGAGAAGACGGAUGAACAGACCAAGUCUAAUGGACAUUCGGCGACUAGUUCUGAGCGUGUUUCAGUUGAUCAAGAGACGCAUUCUGAAACUUCUGAGCAAUCUUCCGACGACUCAGAUCUAUUUAUUGUCUGCGAAGAGAAGAAUGAACAGAAGAAGGAGCAGCCGACGACGACAUCAUCAGCAAGUUCUCAAUUGUCGCCUAAUGAAUAUUUGAGGGCUUUGGUUUCCAACGUAGAAGAGAAAAAGGAGGAGGAACCAGCUACAUCUGUCGAAGAGUCUCGUGAAUCUUCCAAUGGAGAUAAAGUGAUGGAGACCGAUGAAAAGAAGAUGGAGUCGGCGACGUCUUCUAGUGAGAAACAAAUUCCAGAAGUAUCGAUGACAAAUGAAUCUGAACACGUGGCUUCUACUGGAGAGAAAAAAGAAGAAGAGCCGCCAACGUCGUCUAGAAUCUUGAAUCGUGGAGAAGAACUGGAUCGACAACUGGCUCGUAGAGGAAAACCAGGAAGACCGAGGAAAGUUCAUGCUCCGCCUUGUGAAGUUUCUGCUGAAUUGUCUGGAGGACCUGUUCAAAACCUGCGGAAUAAGAGAGGACGUCCCUCGAUGUCUACAGGAUCUGAUGAAUCAUCGAACUCUGUUUCGUCCACUUCCGACGAAUCUUUUGAUGAAGGAAAAUCUCCGAAGCCGAAAAAGUUGAAAUUGGACGGCACAGAAGAUAUGCGGUCACAUAACAGAAAGAAGGCUCCCGAUAAUCGUGUUCCAAUCCUUAAAAUGAAACCAUGGGAUGUCCAUCCGUAUUCCCGUGAAUGGAUGGCAGCAUCUUGUCUGCUCUCCGCUCAUGAGGAGCUUCAGUUACCAAUGUCUGAAGAAGCCGCGAAGAAGAUUGAGAAAUGGACAGGACCAGUGAAGGAGAGACAUUGCUACUCCUACGAAUUUCCACUUGACGAGAUGCUGCCAAUGCCUGAUGAGUUUCGUGGAUUGGAAAAGAAAAUGGCUGAGAUGGUUCAGGCUGACGCGAUUCCAAUGCCCAAUUCAGCCACCACAAGACCAAACGACCAACCUGCUCCAUCUGACUCGACACCAACCAGAAAAUCUGGUACUCCGGCUACUAAAAAAUCAGCCUCCAAUCCACGCAAAAAGGAAAUUCACAUCCCAAAGUCCAUCCACUUCACUGGUUCCCCAUAUCUCGAUUCAUUGAAUUCGACCAGUGAUGAGAUCAUCGAGAAAGCAAAACUAUAUCAGAAAACUGGUAUCAAUCAUGUGUAUGCUGAUAUUGACAAUGAAAAAAAUAUGUUCCUAUUCGAUGAAAAAAGUGACUUGGUGGAUAAGGAACUGAAGGUCUUCGCAAAAUACGGACAUGAAGACAAUCUCGAGUCAAGAGGAUACUUGCCAGUGGCCACGUAUACUGUCGAAACAGGAUCAGAUGAGGAAAUGGCGAAGGUUGAAAAGAUCAUCAAUGGCACUAGCAUGUGCUUGAUCAAGAACAUCGGCAACGUCAUUGGUCUCGAUGCCGAUCAGUUCUCGGUGGAGAAGUUCAAGGAGAUUGCCAAGGAUUACGAUUUGACAGUGCUCCGGAUGAUUCCGCAACCAACUUCAUCAAAUUUCCCUACACAUGGAAAAAGCAUUAAGAAAGAGCAACUGUCAUCAAAAUGGAGAAGUAACCACUACAAGCAUAAAGUAGCUUUCAAGGAGUUUGCCAAAUAUAUCACUAAUCUUCGCAAACAGUCGACUAAUGUUUAUCUCGCGAUCAUCGAGCAUCCCGAACACACAGAUGACAUCAUGAAACAAUUUGCAACAUUCAUACAGACGGAGUUGACGAUGGAAAAUCACGGAUGCAUAACCCAUUCCCAAGCUACCCUGAUCGCCUUCGGAACUAAUAUGGACCUUGAUGACUAUAAAAAAUUCCCGGUCCAAGCAGAGAACGUAGCCAAGUUCCCGCACUUCCUGGCACCAGAUGGAACCCGGACUCUUCUCGGUUACACCAAAGAGUCAAUUCCAGGACUGAACAAGCCACAACUCUAUCUGAAGGUACCAGGAGUCAGAACUGGUGCUCACUUGGAGAACAGUGGUCUCGGCUCCGUCAAUCAUAGCCUUGGGCCAUCCACCUCUUGUUGGUAUGGGGUACCUUUGGAGUUCGUUGGACAACUCCAAAAGAUGGCCAAAUGCAAGCUUGGGAUGAACUUGGAACGAGGCCAAAUCUACAAGCAAGAGUUUUGGCCAUUUGAAGGCGAUCUCCUUCAAGCGAAAAUUCCAGUCCAAAAGUUCCUUCAAAGGAAAGGAGACAUGGUCUUUGUCGGGCCUGGAACAUUCCACUGGGUUCAAGCCAAUGGAUUUGCCCACAAUAUCUCCUGGAAUGUUGGGCAACCAACGUUCAUCCAAUUGGCCGUCGCAGGCAUCAUGCAUGAUAACUAUGUGGCCAACAAGGACACGUCUAUCAUGCCAAUCGAGACGAUCCUCUGGGAAAUGAUUCGGGAGAAAGCGCCGAUGGAUCUAAAGAUGAAAAAGUUGGUGAAGGCGAUGCUCAUGAGAAGCCUCACCAAAGCUCAAAUGGAGCUAGACUUCCUUGAUGCACAUGGCCUGCAAGUGGAAGAUGCGGCCACCAAUCCAUAUGUGCAUACAGUUGAAAGAUGCUGGAAGUGCAGAGAGUGCCUCAACAACUUCGUUGGUUUCGGAGAUGCGAAGGUCCCAACCCCAGAUACAAAUACGUUCGAAAUUAUCAAUCAUCCACAUUGCUUCCAGUGUCUUCCAAAUUCACGAUUCAAGCUGCAGUACUUCACCUUCUACCAACAUUCUUCAAUGGAAGAGCUGAAAGAGCUUCACGAUAGAGUUCUUCGGGAAAUCAAAGCUGAAGAAACCAUGCAGUGA
Messenger RNA from Caenorhabditis remanei, 3276 nucleotides. RefSeq lists its product as uncharacterized. Gene Ontology annotation, biological process: regulation of gene expression. Gene Ontology annotation, cellular component: MLL3/4 complex. Bases 1 to 3276 code for a protein of 1091 amino acids. Gene Ontology annotation, molecular function: RNA polymerase II cis-regulatory region sequence-specific DNA binding; histone H3K27me2/H3K27me3 demethylase activity; chromatin DNA binding. The transcript is spliced from 14 exons. NCBI's taxonomy places the organism in Eukaryota, Metazoa, Nematoda, Chromadorea, Rhabditida, Rhabditidae. The record is from RefSeq and is a predicted model, not a curated record.